Macadamia integrifolia is the source of this 2621-nucleotide messenger RNA. Its product is annotated as auxin efflux carrier component 1-like. Gene Ontology annotation, biological process: auxin polar transport; auxin export across the plasma membrane. The record is from RefSeq and is a predicted model, not a curated record. Gene Ontology annotation, cellular component: plasma membrane; endoplasmic reticulum. Gene Ontology annotation, molecular function: auxin efflux transmembrane transporter activity. Lineage: Eukaryota; Viridiplantae; Streptophyta; Magnoliopsida; Proteales; Proteaceae. Bases 526 to 2325 code for a protein of 599 amino acids. The transcript is spliced from 6 exons.
CCAAACUAAAGCAGAAACUAAAGAGAGAUCACCCUCUCCAUUGCAGCAACUCUGUGAGCCUAAACCAGAGAGAGAGAGAGAGAGAGAGAGAAAGAGGAUUAAAAAAGUGAAUAAAAAGGAAGAGAGGAAGGGAAGGAAGAGAGAGAGAGAGAGAGAGAGACAGAGAGAGAGAGACAUCUCUGCUUUGGAGACUGGGAGGGGUUUAUGCGCAACUCUCAAAGCUUUGUAUAGUAAGUGAGUGAAUGAGUAUAGUCUGUUGACACUCACAAUCCCACUAGCCCACUUACACAAAACCAAAAACAAAAAUACCCAUUAACACAUGCUCCUCGAACUCGAUGCACUAAUAUCCUCUUCCUCCUCCUUCCUUCUCAUCACCUCCACUUAGCUUCUUCCUCUUCUCUCCUUUACUCUUUCCUUAUUCUCUUUCUCCUCCUCCUGCUUCUUCUUCCAUAUAUCCUUCACCUCUCUUUCUACUUCCAUACUUCGUUAAAUCCGUUAGAGGAUUAGUUUGAAAGUUCAGUGAAGAUGAUUACGUUGUUGGAUUUCUACCAUGUUAUGACCGCAGUGGUUCCACUCUAUGUAGCCAUGAUCUUAGCUUAUGGUUCUGUAAAAUGGUGGAAGAUCUUCACUCCUGAUCAGUGCUCCGGCAUAAACCGUUUCGUGGCUCUUUUCGCAGUUCCACUUCUCUCCUUCCAUUUCAUCUCUUCCAACAAUCCUUACACAAUGAACCUACGCUUCAUCGCUGCAGAUACUCUCCAGAAGCUUAUAAUGCUAGCUGUCCUCUUUGUGUGGAUGAAUGUCAGCAAGAGAGGUUGUCUUGAAUGGACGAUCACACUCUUCUCCCUCUCAACUCUUCCUAACACUCUCGUUAUGGGUAUUCCUCUGCUAAAGGGUAUGUAUGGGGAGUUUUCAGGGAGCUUAAUGGUUCAAAUCGUGGUUCUCCAGUGUAUCAUUUGGUACACUCUUAUGCUUUUCUUGUUCGAAUACAGAGGAGCUAGGAUGCUUAUUUCAGAGCAAUUUCCUGAUACUGCUGGUUCAAUCGUGUCCAUUGCUGUUGAUUCUGAUGUGAUGUCGUUAGAUGGACGAGAGCCUUUGGAGACUCAAGCGGAGAUUAAGGAAGACGGAAAGUUACAUGUCACUGUGAGGAAAUCGAAUGCGUCGAGGUCUGAGAUCUUCUCAAGGAGGUCUCAGGGGCUAUCGACGACUCCUCGGCCGUCUAAUUUGACGAAUGCGGAGAUUUACUCUCUGCAAUCGUCUAGGAAUCCAACGCCAAGAGGGUCGAGUUUCAACCACACUGAUUUCUAUUCUAUGGUCGCCGGCGGUGGCCGGAAUUCCAAUUUUGGAGCUGGAGAGGCUUAUGGGCUUCAAGCUUCAAGAGGGCCAACGCCUAGACCUUCGAAUUACGAGGAAGAGAAUAGUGGUAAGUCGAGGUUCCAUUACCAUGGAACGGGUGGGACGCAUUACCCUGCACCGAACCCGGGAAUGUUCUCUCCCCCUGGAUCGAAACCUUUAACAGCUAAGAGGCCUAAUGGGCAAGCGCAGCAGAAAUCCGAAGAAGGGAGUAGAGAUCUUCAUAUGUUCGUUUGGAGCUCCAGUGCUUCUCCUGUUUCAGAUGUGUUUGGAGGUCAAGAAUAUGGAGUUGCAGAUCAGACGCUGAAGGAUGUUAGAAUGGCUGUUUCUCCUGGAAAAGUGGAGAAUCAGAGGGAGAACCAAGAAGGGUACUUGGAAAGAGAUGAAUUCAGCUUCGGGAACAGAGGAGCAGGUGAUAGUGAGAUGAACGGCGAAGGGCGCAAAGUUGGGGACAACAAGGCCAAAGUUAUGCCUCCUGCUAGUGUGAUGACGAGACUUAUUCUGAUCAUGGUGUGGAGGAAGCUCAUUCGGAAUCCAAACACUUAUUCCAGCUUAAUCGGCAUCACCUGGGCUCUGGUUUCAUUCAAGUGGAACGUCCGUAUGCCUGACAUAAUAGCAAAGUCCAUUGCUAUACUGUCGGAUGCAGGUCUUGGCAUGGCCAUGUUCAGCUUGGGGCUGUUCAUGGCUUUGCAACCGAGGAUCAUUGCAUGUGGGAAUUCCAUUGCAGCUUUUGCCAUGGCUGUGAGAUUCCUUACAGGGCCAGCUGUUAUGGCUGCCGCUUCCAUUGCUGUUGGGCUGCGGGGCGUCCUCUUACGCGUAGCCAUUGUACAGGCGGCUCUCCCACAAGGAAUUGUUCCCUUUGUCUUUGCCAAGGAGUACAGCAUACAUCCUGAAAUUCUCAGCACUGCUGUCAUUUUUGGGAUGCUAAUAGCAUUGCCAAUAACGCUUGUGUACUACAUCUUAUUGGGACUGUGAGGAGUAAUUGAUCAGAGAAGGAAAAAAGAAAAAAAAAAUACUGUCUUUUAUAAAAAUGAUCAUGACCCCACCAGCCAGAGAAACUCCAUGGGGGAGCCAUGGAUGUGAAGUAAUGAAUUCAGUGAGCAAGCAGCAAUAGAAGAUGACAAGUGGGUCAGAGGAUGGAUCUAUGAAUCUUCUUCUUCUUUUGACUGGGUGGGUGGGUGAUGGGAUUUUCUAGUAAAAUUGUAAAACCAUGGAAUUUGUAUUCUGUAUUCUCUCAAUCAAUCCUUUUUGGGCUCAUUGUUUUAUCACAA